AUGUAUGCUGAUACUCAGUCAACAUCACAGAUGCCAUUGCAAUCGUUUUCAACAACAGAUCAAGCAUUAUUAACAUCGGACAAUACAACAAUAUGUGCCGAUCAAUUGGUUGGUGAAUUACUAGAAGGCCUAUCCGGUAGAUUUAUGUGGGGUGUUAUACAAUUGAUUCUAAUGUUUUUUGGAAAUAUUGGAAAUAUUCUUACACUAAUAGUCUUAAAUCGUCGUUUAAUGCGAAAAGGAGGAGUAAAUAAUUUAUUACAAGGUCUUGCUAUAAGUGAUAUUGUUGCUCCAACUGUUGCUUGUAUUCCACAUAUCAUAUAUUAUUAUGGUCCAAAACAUAACGGCAAACUAAUAAGUUUUGUAAAUUCGUUUGUUUUACCUGUAGCAACUGGUGCUACAUUUUGUUCGAAUUGGAUCGUUGUAACAAUAACUUGUUUUCGUUUAAUGAUUGUUGUGAAACCACUUUAUUCACAAGUUUAUUGUUCCAGUCGUAAUGAAAGAAAAGCUUUAAUAAUAAUAUUUUUAUUUAGUGUGUUAUCAAUCAUACCAUAUUAUUAUUAUCAUCAAAAUUUAGAUGCUCAAACUGUAAUAAAAGUCGUAUCAGCUAUAUUAUCAUUAUUAUGUCCAUGGGUAAUAUGUGUUUUUCUCUGGAUAUCACUUAUACGUUGUGUUAAUCGUGAAAUUGGUAAAAAAAAAUCCCAAGAAUUUAUCUUACAUUCAGAAAUAAUUGCUCAACGUUUAAAAUCGAAAUCUAAAAUAACGAAAAUGGUUUUAAUUAUAUGUUUUUUUAACAUAAUAUGUCAAUUACCCGUCCUUAUAUUAACUAUAUUUGGUCUUAUUGAUGUUAAUCCGUGUGGACAUCUACGUGCAUUAGUUUAUGUUUGUCUUCUUUUUGUAUCAAAUUUAUUCUUAAUUGUGAAUCAUUCAAUUAAUUUUUUUAUUUAUUCUUUAACCAAUUGUAAAUUUCGUUAUACAUUACAAAUUAUGUGUCGUCAUUGCUGUGUUUUUCAUGAUCAUCUACAUAGUCGAAUAAUGACUCAACGACAAAUGAUGGCAUGUGAUGAUCAAAGAAAAAUGGCUGCUCCAAGAACAAUAACACCAAAAUAUGAAUGUAAUUCAUGUUCAAAUUCAAAAAGUCGAGAAAGUCCACAUCUAAUGUUAACUAUGCGUACAAUAAAUCCAUCACGAUUUAAUAUGAAACAUGAUCAAUCAGAACGUAUCGCUUUGUAA
Rotaria sp. Silwood1 is the source of this 1230-nucleotide messenger RNA. NCBI's taxonomy places the organism in Eukaryota, Metazoa, Rotifera, Eurotatoria, Philodinida, Philodinidae. The record is from the annotation of a GenBank genome assembly.